This is a messenger RNA of Aspergillus brunneoviolaceus CBS 621.78, 758 nucleotides long. RefSeq lists its product as uncharacterized. The record is from RefSeq and is a predicted model, not a curated record. The coding region runs from base 32 to 634 and encodes 200 amino acids. The transcript has a single exon. NCBI's taxonomy places the organism in Eukaryota, Fungi, Ascomycota, Eurotiomycetes, Eurotiales, Aspergillaceae.
CGAAAUAUGGGACUCACAAGCAUCAGAUAUCAUGGAGCUACUGCCAAAUGAAUUGCUUACCUCUAUCGGCGAAUACAGUCGGGAGGGCAGAUACCGCUCAAGAACCGUGCGGGCGCUGUGUCUAUGCUCCAAGCGGUUCCAUCAUGUCUUUCAACCGCUACUUGACUCCGACAUCCUUCUUACCGCGAAUCCCACAACGGCCCGGGAUAUCGCUCUGAUCAUGCGACUCUGGAAGAAUCCAGCGCUCGCUUGUCGCGUGCGUCGGUUGGAGGUCCUGUGGGAUGGAUCUGCCAGGGCAAGGCGACGCCAUGGGACAUUCAAUGCCCAGCAGCCUGAAGCCGUAGUGUUCAUCGAGCACGCUCUAACCGAGAUCUUCGGCGAUCAGCAACCGAGUCUCAAACGCGGGUGGAGAGUGCAUCUAUACAACCUAAACACAGAGGCCUGGGCGGCGAUCCUCCUCGUCCGCUUGACUCGUUUGCGGACCCUGGUGCUGAACACCAGUGAAGACGAGGGAUUGGUGGCAGAGAUUAUGCGCAGGGCUGCGCAACGACGGCGGCCCUUCCAUCGAGCGCCACCCUUCCCAAUCCUCCACAAAAUCCAGGCUGAGGCCGCGUGGAGCAGGAACUGGAGGUAACCUGAAGCCGGUUGGCUCGAGACGUUUUGCCUUUUCCCUCAGGCCUGGAUUGGCACAUACCACUACCUAUGCCUUGUAAAGUCAGAACCAAACACAUACGACCACAGGGUGUGGAAAACAGGGC